Messenger RNA from Amaranthus tricolor (Joseph's coat), 2365 nucleotides. RefSeq names its product protein ecdysoneless homolog. Bases 96 to 2048 code for a protein of 650 amino acids. Lineage: Eukaryota; Viridiplantae; Streptophyta; Magnoliopsida; Caryophyllales; Amaranthaceae. Gene Ontology annotation, cellular component: nucleus. The transcript is spliced from 6 exons. The record is from RefSeq and is a predicted model, not a curated record.
GGUUUAACUUUUAAGAAUCAACUAAUUCAUUCCAGCGACAAAUUUGAAGCUUGGAGAACCCAGAGGAAUCUUCAAGACCUUAUACCUCAACAACAAUGGCGGAAUCAAACCACCAUUUCCAAGAGCUCGACGAUCCUUUCUCAUCAAACCACUCUCGUCUACCAGACGAUACCGUUUUCUACUCCAUUUACCCAUAUUUCUCCCUUUGCUCCUCUUCCUCCGCCAUUACUGACCACCUUCAAUCUCUACACCUUCAAAUCCUCUCAACUAUCUCUCCUCUCACUUCUGACUAUAUAUGGCAACACGAACCUUUCUCACUUUCUCCCUCUACCUCAGAUAAUCUUCCUCACUUCCAUGGCAAGGUCAAAUUUGGCGAUAAUCUUGACGAUGAAUGGUUUGUUGUUUUUCUUCUUUUUCACAUUUCUCGCAAAUUUACAUCUGUUUCUGUUCGUGUUUGGGAUACCGAUGGUGAAUUUCUACUUAUAGAAGCUGCUUAUUAUCUUCCUCGGUGGCUUAAUCCAGAGAAUUCUAGUAAUCGUGUUUUUAUUCGGAAUAGCGAAGUUCAUAUUAUACCUAGAAAACAAUUUUCCUCUACCCCUCCUUUGAAAGAUGCUCUUAAGUUUUUGAUUGAGCACCCUGAGAUUACUAGGGCUUCGGAUGCAGUUCAGUCGGCGAUUAAAGGUCGGAUUUCGGAUUAUCCCGAUAAAGCUAGGCGGAAUGUUCACCGUGUUAGGGUUAGGGUUCCGGUUUCCAUCGCCCAGGUUUUGAGGCAUGAGCCCUGUCUAAUAUCCUUGGCAGUUGAGGGAUUUUAUGAUCGCGAUAUUGAUACAAUGAAAUACGCUGCCAACAUGAAGAAGUUUUUGCCGAACGGGCGUGAAGAGGAGCUGGUUCUGGUAUCAGUGAAGAUGUCAAGGGCGAUGUAUGCUCAAUUGUUGCAGCAAAAAUUUCAGGCGCCUAAGUGUUAUCCAAUGCCGCCUCUGCCACCAAGGACUGAUCAAACUACAUACAUGGAGGCUGAACUAGGGAUGAAGAUUGCAUGUGGAUUUGAAAUGAUGUAUCAGCAGAGAAAGAAAGAGGGGGAAGAAGGGAAGGGAAGUACUUGGGAGGCGUUUAAAGAGAGUUUUGAGAAGAUUGGGUAUUUCGAGGGGCUGCUUCGAGGUUCUCAAGAGUACAAAAGGUUGAUGGAGAAGGUGGAGGAGUAUUACAAGGAGAGAGCCCUGCAUUAUAGGGCUAGUGAGAUGCUAAGUGCUCCAGUGAGGCGUAUAGAUGAAAUUCUUGCAUUACCACAUUCCUCGGAUGAUUUCAAGGGUCUGGAAGUGCCUUCAUCUGAUGAUGAUUCUUGGCUUUAUUGUGGAGAGGAAGAGUUAAAAUCUGUACUUGAGGACAGACAAAGAGAGAUGGAAUUGUAUGAGCAACAGCAGAAAAGGAAGCAGAAGGGAAAGGCUAAGGUUGAUGAUGAUUUAUCCAACAUGAAUACAAAUGAUUUUGAUUUAAAAGACAUAGCAAAAUCCAUGGACACUUUUGUACAAAAAGUAUCAAGUUAUCAAGGAGCAGAGGUUCCUGAAGACAGGGACCUGCAAGAUGUGGACUUUGAUGUUGGCCGUUUUAUGAAAGAACUUCAAUCAGCAACAAGGCCUUCUGGCGGUGCAGAUGGUGUUAGUGAUGUUGAUGCGGAGGAAGGAUCUUUGUCUGACAUGGAUUUCGAUGACUCCGAGGACGAAAGUGAUGUGGAAGCACCUAAUGAGAAAGAAUUCAUGAAUGCUUAUACGGAGACCCUUAAUGAAGAGCUGAGAGGUACCACACUAAAGAAAAGCUUUGUUCGGGCAACUGAUCAUUCUCCAAAGAAAGACGAGCACAUGUCAAAUGAUGCUGAAGAGGACAUGGAUGAUGACUUCACUCCCGUGGAUGUAGAUUUUAACCUUGUGCAGAGCUUACUGGAUUCGUUUUCUUCUCAACAAGGUCUUCCGGGUCCUGCUUCUAAUCUGCUUGGUCUUAUGGGCAAGCAGCUUCCGCAAGAUGACCCUGGCAAAAGCGGCAAAGGCAAUUAGACAAAACACUAAUAUUGUUCUGCUUGUUUUACGACUGAAAAACUAUAUAAUGAAGGUUGUAUGUGCAGUUAUAAUGAUAGGCUUACAACUACUGAUGCUGUAAAAUUGUAACGCCCUUGUUCCUGAUUUUAGAGACUAUUUAGAUAGUUAGGACUUAGUUAUAAUUAUAUCUAUUCAAAGUCUUGACUCUUGAAGCUAUUUUCGGAGCGACUUUUAAUAGUGAAAAUGGCUUGAAAUAGAUGUAUAUGCAUUUCCUAUGAUUUGUUAUGGUUAAUUUUAAUUCCAUUAGGUAUUGUUUGGGGUAAUGAUUCUUAAAU